Molecule: messenger RNA, 2952 nt
Organism: Chrysoperla carnea
Lineage: Eukaryota; Metazoa; Arthropoda; Insecta; Neuroptera; Chrysopidae
Gene: APC4
Product: anaphase-promoting complex subunit 4
Exons: 4
Coding region: 5-2227 (740 amino acids)
Biological process (GO): anaphase-promoting complex-dependent catabolic process; positive regulation of mitotic metaphase/anaphase transition; protein K11-linked ubiquitination
Cellular component (GO): nuclear periphery; anaphase-promoting complex
Molecular function (GO): protein binding
Source: RefSeq, a predicted model, not a curated record
AAAAAUGUGUGCCAUGAAGCAAUUAGAAGAACGACAUACAAGCCAAGAAAUAAAAUUUUUAUUAUGGUGUGAUCGUAUGGAUUUGUUAGCAAUUGCAAAUGUUCGAGGAGAAGUAUCGUUACAUAGAUUAAAUUGGCAAAGAGUUUGGAGUUUACAGCCAUCCGAUGUUGAUUAUACGGUUAGUGGUAUGGCUUGGCGACCCGAUGGAAAAGUAAUCGCUAUUGGUUAUAGCAACGGAACACUUUUGCUUGUGGAUGUAGAAACGAAACGGAUAUUAUACACUCAAAGAUUUUCAUCAAUUAGCUGUGUAAUUUGGUUUAAUGCACCGGAUUUGGGAGUUGAUUCUCCGAUUGAAGAUGAUUCCUCAUUAUUUUUAUCAGAUUUACCUGAUUUAGCAUGGGAUACGGGAUCAGCAAAUAAAAAAAUAUCUGAUGAAAAUCUUGUAGAUUUUAAGGUAAUUAAUGUUCUUUUGGUUGGAACCACACAUGGAAUGCUACACAUUAGUAUUUUUGGAUUAUUCGAAUGUGCGAUAAUCGAUUUAAAUAAAUUAAUCGAUGAAAAAUGUACAGUUUUAUCUGUUCAUAUGGCAAAUAAUUUAAGUUAUUUAUAUGCGAUAGUCCUAACUAAAUCGGGCCUAGUAAAAGUGAUCACUCUACAAACUGAAAUAUUUAAAACGCAUUCCACAGAGCUACAUAUGAUUGCAUAUAAACAUGGAAAGAUUAUAUCUUUGCUGAAUUAUUUAGAAGGGACAAUUUCCUCAAUUGAAGCCGCUUGGGAAAUUAUUUUGAUGGAAAUGGAUUCAAAGUUGGCAUCAUUUGCGUCAUCAGUUCCGGAAGGUGCGGUGGCAGCGGAUUUUCUUGAUUUAUUACUGUUCGGAUUCCCUUCAUACGAAUUAGAUUUAUUUUUAUCACAAGAUUUAACUGAAAAAGGCCUUCGAAAAUUAGGUCAUUCGAUUGAAUGUAGUUACUCGAAUAUCCAAAAACUUGUACUUAAACAUUUAACAAAAGUUGCACAAAAUAUUGCAUAUUAUUUAUCCGAAUUACGCGGCAUGGCACGUAUGGAAUUUCGAUAUAAAAUUUUAGGAUUACAGGAGAGUGCAGUGACGAAAGCAAUAUCGGCAAGUGGAUCGUUUUUAGUUAAAGGUGCUGAAGUUCAACAAGUUAUCGAUCAUUCUAUGAGGAAUUAUAAAGCAUUCUUUCGUUGGCUGUAUGUCGUUAUUUUACGAGAGAAUGAAGAACAUGUCCCGAUCGAAGUUAGUAAAGUAUCUCAACGAGAUAUAAUAUUUAUUGGGGAAUUUCUAAAAAAUUUCGAUUCGUUACCCGGUGAUUCAAAACAAGCGGGACGUAGUAAAUAUUUUAAUUUAGAACGUUUAGGGCAGUAUUUAGUUGAUUCGAAUUUAGUUAUACCAUUAGAUACAACGUUAAAUCCUUGGGAUGUUUUUUUAUCGAAUCAUCCGGGUUUAUUCGAUAAUGAUUUAAUUAUUAAACAUCAUCAUGAAAUGUCUUUACUCCAAGAACAUAAACAUUUAAUAUCAUCGAUUGGGGAUGUUUUUAAUGAACCCAAAAAACAAAUUGGUAAUGAAUUACAAUUAUAUCAAAUUUUGAAUAUUAUUAAGGUCGAUAAUUAUAAUGAUAUUCGAUUGUCGUUAAUUAAUUUCAAUCGAGAUAUUACAUUUAUGGCGAUUGUAAAUGUAACCGAACCGGAUGGAAUAUAUUUUAUAGAAAUUGAUAGCUCAAAUGAAACACAAGUGAAAUGUGAAUUUUUCUAUUUUCAAUCAGUAGAAAAUUUUAACGAUAGUCUCUCCCAACCGUUAAAAAUAAUCGAUAUUCAAUUUUAUACCGUAAAUGUGUUAUCUGUUCUCUUGGAAAUUGAUAAUCAACAACGUACAGCCGUUUUUGCACAAUUUCCUGUAACUUUAGCUCGUCAAUCGCUCAUGGUAGUUGAUAAAAAUGUAAUUGAUUCGAUCGGUAAUUUAACGCGAAUUAAUGCUUGUGAUGCUCCGAUAUCGACUACGUUACGUGUGUUGGAUGGAUUUACAGCUGCUAAAUUUUCGGUAUCUGGCAGUCGAAAAGUAUCGGUGAUAUUAAUGCAAAAUUUACGUACGUGUUGUUUAUAUGAAAUGGAUGUUGACGAAGAAGAUGAGGAAGAAGAGGUGGAUGUAACUGCAAGUACAGCUAAGGAAAGUGAUAAUAGUAUACAGGAAAAUCCGGAAGUAAUGGUUGAGUAAUUGGUUUUUCUUAUUUGAUAUUGUAUUUUUUAGAUCAUAAUACAUAUAUUGUGUUGUCCAGAUUUUAGUUCGCUUUUAAUAGUGGUGGUGAUCAAUCUGGAAAAACCUUUAAAUGUCAGGGAAUUUUGAAACUCUGAAAAAGUCAGGGAAUUAUAGUAUAGGUCAAGGAAAAUGCUAAGAAAAUAGCCGGUCUCUAGAAUUGUAUUCUAUAGAACUGAUUCUGCAUCGAUAUCUUGGAAUGGCGUAUAUAUUCUUAAUCAGUUUUCACUACAAAAUCUUCGGUUUUGGUCAGGGUUGUCAGAUUAUUUCGUUUCUGAAGCGGUAAUUCCAGUAAAAAGUAAAAACGUAAUUCCAGUAGAAGUAUCGAGUGUGACAGUUGACUAAUUUAUCGAAAAGAUCAUAGUUUCCAUAGUUAAGAAAAAAGAAAGGUCGAAUAGGGAAAUUUCAAAUUAUGAUAUUUUAAAAACGGUCAGGGAAUUAUUGUUUUUAUAGUGGAAAAGUCAAGGAACUUCAAAUAAAAUUCAGGGAAAAUAAUACUGAAUUUUUGCCCCUUUUAAGAUCUUAGAGCUUCAAUUGACAACGUUAAUCAUUAGCUAAAACGAACCAAAAUAUGGACAACUCUUUAUGCAAAUCGUUUGGUAAUUGGGGAUAUUUUGAAAAUCGAAGUAAACUGUGAUUCUUAAUUGAUUUUGUUAUUUUGUAUAAAAAUUUGUAAAUAAAAUUAC